AUGGACAAUGAAAAUAGCCAAGUUGAAGAAAUUAGAACAGUUUCUGCUCUACAAGUUAAUGAAUUAUUUUUGCGUAAAAUUCUUGCAAGGAAUAAUUCAUUCAUGGAUAAUUCAGUCGAUGUCCCUUACCAACGGAGCGUCGGUGAAAUUCCAUUCGAAUGGGAGUCACAGCCAGGAACCCCUAGACAUCAUCAUCUUAUACCAAGGAAAGAGAUUAUCGUCCCUCCGAUCAGGCCACCACCGGCUUCUUCAUGGAAUGGCCAAGAGUUUGAUGGGCCAUGCAAUACCGAUAUGUCAAGCGAAACAAAAACUUGGCUUUGGAAGAAAUACAAGAAAAGUUGUCAAGGCAAUAAAAAGGCUAGAGCAAAAUCUCAAGGAAAUUUUGAGUUUGAUCAUUUUUAUAUGUCUUCAUCAAGUAAAGAUUCAAGAUCUUCAUCUUCAACAUCUUCCAAUGGGAUUUCAUCAAGAUUACGAAGUUUGACUGACUUGGUUAAAUGGGCUUUCUAA
Molecule: messenger RNA, 507 nt
Organism: Durio zibethinus
Lineage: Eukaryota; Viridiplantae; Streptophyta; Magnoliopsida; Malvales; Malvaceae
Source: RefSeq, a predicted model, not a curated record